Cyprinus carpio (common carp) is the source of this 1530-nucleotide messenger RNA. RefSeq names its product NAD-dependent protein deacetylase sirtuin-3, mitochondrial-like. The transcript is spliced from 8 exons. Lineage: Eukaryota; Metazoa; Chordata; Actinopteri; Cypriniformes; Cyprinidae. Bases 363 to 1349 code for a protein of 328 amino acids. Gene Ontology annotation, molecular function: NAD+ binding; histone deacetylase activity, NAD-dependent. The record is from RefSeq and is a predicted model, not a curated record.
UCUUGUCAUUAAGUUUCUGCUGCACAUUCAUGUUACAAAUGCCAGUGUCGUUACUCACAAUCGUGGUGUUCUGCACACUUAUAAUAUAUACUAUGAUGAAUUACUGUUUCUGUGCUAAAAAAAAAUAUUAUUUGUCUUUAUGUAUUCGAGUUAAAAUAUCUAAACAUCCUUAAAGCAGUGUGCAUUUAGUAGAGAAGCAAAGCGUUCUAAAAUGCAUGCUAUAUUUUUGAUUUGUGCAAAGUAGCUUAUUUUUGUGUGAUUAGUUGUAAUGCUAUUAUUUCGUUUUGACCCUUGGUAGGAGAGAAUCUUACAAACAAUGAUGCUUUUCCUCAGAUCUGUCAAGGACAAACCUUGCCCAUCAAAUGAUAUUGUCACCUAUCCCUCAUGCACUGAAGGGUGGUGUAUUUCUUUCACAAUUCCUUUAUAGUCCAGCUGCCUUUAUAAGAUGUGGUGGCGUAAGAGGGCUGUUCGGAGGAGGCCGUGGCAAUGUUAAUCAACAGACUCUGGGUGACAUUGCAGAAAAUAUCAGAGAACACAAGUUCAAAAGAAUUGUGGUGAUGGCAGGGGCAGGUAUCAGCACACCUAGUGGAAUCCCAGACUUCAGAACACCUGGCAGUGGACUUUAUGACAACCUUCAACAGUACAAUCUGCCCUAUGCUGAGGCCAUAUUUGAAAUAAAUUACUUUCAUCACAAUCCAAACCCUUUUUUUGCUCUUGCCAAAGAGCUUUAUCCUGGUAAUUACCAACCCAAUCUGACACACUACUUCAUUCGCCUGCUUCAUGAUAAGGGACAACUGCUCAGGAUGUACACGCAAAACAUUGAUGGACUCGAGCGAAAUGCAAGCAGAGUGGCUGGCAUUCCCCCAAAGAUGUUGGUGGAGGCACAUGGAACAUUUGCCACUGCCACAUGCACAGUUUGCCGAAGGGAUUACAAGGGAGAGGAACUCCGGAAUGAUAUCAUGGAAGGAAAAAUACCCAAAUGCCCUACUUGUAAAGGAAUCAUCAAGCCUGACAUUGUAUUCUUUGGUGAAGAGCUCCCUCAGCAAUUUUUCAGCUACCUUACAGACUUCCCGAUAGCAGACUUGCUCAUUGUCAUGGGAACAUCUCUAGAGGUGGAGCCCUUUGCCAGCUUGGCUGGUGCUGUGCGUGGUUCAGUGUCACGGCUUUUGAUAAAUCGAGAUCUUGUGGGGCCGUUUGCUUGGGGGUCCCAACGUCUCAAUGACGUGGCUGAGCUGGGUGACGUAGUUAGUGGGGUAAAAAAGCUGGUGGAGCUCCUUGGAUGGAAGCAGGAAUUAGAAGCCUUAAUGAAUGUUGGCGGAGACAAGACUUUGGUGAACAAGGAGGGGUGAGCAACCAAAUUUCAUCUUGACAUGGGUUCUGGAGAUCCAGGUUGUGACUGAUUGUUGGUUGGCCCUUUGUAAAGCGAGUUCUGAACUUCUAUCUCAGAAGUGAGCAUUCACAAGUGGGACUGGGUUUCAUUUGUUGACGAGGUGUAAUUGAAUAUACUGGGUUGAGCAUGAAGAUAAAAAA